Molecule: messenger RNA, 876 nt
Organism: Plenodomus lingam JN3
Lineage: Eukaryota; Fungi; Ascomycota; Dothideomycetes; Pleosporales; Leptosphaeriaceae
Biological process (GO): nuclear polyadenylation-dependent rRNA catabolic process; U4 snRNA 3'-end processing; U5 snRNA 3'-end processing
Cellular component (GO): cytoplasmic exosome (RNase complex); nuclear exosome (RNase complex)
Molecular function (GO): mRNA 3'-UTR AU-rich region binding
Source: RefSeq, a predicted model, not a curated record
AUGCCACGUGAAGCUGAGAUAUCGCUCAAUGAGCGCGAGUUUAUAAAGCAAGCAUUACGAGAGCAGAUACGGCUUGACAAGCGCGCGUUCGAUGCGUUCCGCCCGGUAGAGCUCACAUUCGGCGACGAGUAUGGCGUCGCAGAUGUACAAUUGGGCAAAACGAGAGUCAUUGCGCGGAUAUCAGUAGAUGUGACAACUCCACUGCCCGAGCGCAAGUUUGAUGGCAUCUUCCAAAUCGUCUCCGAGUUCUCGCCCAUGGCCUCUCCUGCCUUUGAGAUUGGCCGGCCCACAGACGCCGAAGUCAUCCUCUCGCGCAUACUUGAGAAAGCCAUCCGACGCUCCAAUGCCCUCGAUACCGAAUCGCUAUGCAUCAUCGCCGGUUUGAAAUGCUUUGCUCUUCGCGCCGAUGUACAUGUGAUCGACCAUGAUGGCGGUUUGAUCGACGCCUCCUGUAUAGCCGUCAUGGCUGCUCUACAACAUUUUCGAAGACCAGAUGUGGUUGUGGAAGGAGAGAAGGCGACUGUUCUCAGCGUUCGCGAACGAGACCCCAUACCUUUGUCUAUUCUGCACCAGCCACUUUGCGUAACAUUCUCUUAUUUUGAGGAUGAGAUCUUUCUGGUCGACGCAAAUCUGGCAGAAGAACGGGUUCGGCAGGGCGAGGUCAUUCUUACCAUGAACAAGCAUGGUGAGCUAUGUCAGAUAGCCAAAUAUGGUGGAGCGACCAUCAAUCCGCUGGCACUCUUGAACUGCACCAGCAUAGCGCUGCAGAAGGUUGCAGAAUUGAGCGCCUUGAUACAGAAGAGGCUCGAGGAGGAUGCGAAAAAGCGGGAUGCUGGAGGAUUACUCGCUGAACUCAGCGCCGAAAAUGCCAGAUGA